Messenger RNA from Glycine soja, 825 nucleotides. RefSeq names its product anthocyanin 5-aromatic acyltransferase-like. The record is from RefSeq and is a predicted model, not a curated record. The transcript has a single exon. NCBI's taxonomy places the organism in Eukaryota, Viridiplantae, Streptophyta, Magnoliopsida, Fabales, Fabaceae. The coding region runs from base 1 to 825 and encodes 274 amino acids.
AUGGUUGAAGACUCAAAUGGGCUUAGGUCCAUUUUCUUGGAAGAACUAUGGAAUUCGCCACCGAGAAUAAUGGAACCCACGUGCCCCAUUUAUGAUGCUCCUAGCAAUAGCGACAUGGUGCGUCACAGAAUCAUUCUAAGUUGUGACCAAGUUGAAAAGCUAAAGAAAUGGGCGGGUACUAAAUGUAAAAGCAUUGGUCUCGAGACAUUGCACUUGUCAACCUUUGUGGUGACAUGUUCUUUGAUUUGGGUAUGUAAGGUAAAAUCAAAAGACCCUGAUACCGAAGUAACUGAUCCCAAGGAUGAUGAUUCUUACUGCUUGACUUUCCUAGCUGAUUGUCGUAACCGCUCCAAGCUUUCAGUUCCAUCAACUUACUUUGGAAACUGUUUGACUAUUUGCCACGUGGAACUUCAGAAGGAGAAGUUGGUGGGAGAAAACGGUAUUUUGGAGGCAGUGAGUGCUAUUGGAGGGGAGGUUAGAGGUCUGAGGGGUGACCCUUUGAAAGGGUUUGAAUGGAUAGUUUCGGGUCGUCGUAGGAGGGAAUUGGGGAGACAAUCACAACAUGUGAUGAUAAUUGCAGGGUCACCAAAGCUGAAUGUGUAUGAGACUGACUUCGGGUGGGGAAGGCCAAAGAUGAGUGAAAUACUUCAUGCUGAUGAUGCAGGAGCCAUGUGUCUUUCUGAUUGUAGAAACCAAGAACGUGGUGGCAUUGAAGUUGGGCUAGCACUAAGUGCAAUUCAAAUGAAGAAAUUCAAUGCCAUAUUGGAUGAGCAACUUGGAGAUAUUGACAUUGUUGUUCCGCACCGAAUCCUUUAUACUAUAUGA